AUGAACAACACAAGGGAUCACAAGGACACUGAAGCUGCUGUGGAGCAGGUGGAUAGUGCUGAUUUUGAAACCGCUUCUUCUUUGACUGGUUUUGGAUGGUACAACUACCUGAUACUUUUUACAUCCCUUGUGUGCUCACUUUCACAUCAGUUCAGUUCAUCUUCAAUGUCAUAUCUGCUGCCAGCAGCACAGUGUGACCUACAAAUGCAGCCAUCUGACAAGGGGUUGCUUAAUUCUAUCACAUUUGCAGGAAUGGUGGCCACGUCAUUUCUGUGGGGCUUCUUGUCAGACAUGCUUGGAAGAAGAAAACUGCUGGUCAUUGCUUAUUUUCUGGAUGGAGCUUUGAAUUUUAUUGGCAGUUUCACCCAGAGCUUUGCUUUUUUGGUUGCCAUAAAAUUCUUGAGUGGUGCAAUACUUUGUGGACCAAACUCCAUACAGAAAACUUUUAUAUCCGAAUUUCAUUGCCUGAAGUACAGAACUGUAAUAAUGAUACUAUCAGGAUUUUUGUAUGCAAUUGCAACAAUCAUUAUUCCAGUUGUUGCUUGGUUCAUAAUUCCAAUGUCCUGGUCAGUAACAAUUUUUGGUGACUACAUCAUGUAUAAUUCCUGGAGAUUGUUUGUUACUGUGGGCUCCUUUGCAAGUUUUUUAGCAUCAUUUCUCAUUUAUUUGUGCCCUGAAUCUCCCAAGUUCUUAAUGACAAAAGGUUCCAUGGAUGAAGCAAUGCAAGCUUUCAGAACCAUGUACAGGUUCAACACAGGAAAGAAACCAGAAACAUAUCCAGUUAAACAGCUGAAAGAAGAAGUGAAAACAGAAACUGAAUUGUCAUCUAGUGUUGACAGCAGGAAAACAAACUGCUCAUUAGUAAAAGUUGCCAUGCAUGAAUCAAAGAGACUACUGCUGAAACCAUUUCGAAGCAGGGCAGUGAUGAUUAUGAUAAUCCAGUUCUCCACAUUGCUUUGCUCAAAUACAAUACGUCUCUGGGUGCCACAGAUGUUUGCAUCAGCAGAAGAAUACAAAGAGCACCAAAAAUAUACAAACAAAACUGAUGAAAUUGCAUCGGUCUGUGAAAUGAUAUCAUUUACUGGAGUUUCCAACUAUUCCACAGCUACCAAUGAAGAGUCAUGUGGAGUGGCCAUGAUUAAAAACACUGUGUACAUAAACAACAUCAUUGUUGCAUGUUCUCAAACCGUGUUUUUUCUGCUUGCCAGUUACAUUGUUAAAUAUAUGGGGAAGAAAAUGACUAUGGUUACGGGAUACAUUGGUGCUGCUAUAUGUUCAAUUUCGGUUUACUGGACAUACAGUCCAUCAGCUGCUUUGGCAUGUUUGGCUCUUUUUGUGUCCUUUACUGGCGUGAGCCACAUCACAAGUUUAGCUGUCCUUGUGGACAUGUUCCCAACAAAUCUCAGGACAAUGGCAAUGGGUCUCAAUUCACUGUCUGGUCAGCUGGGAACUUUCACUGGAAACUAUUCAUUUCCUUAUUUAUUAGCUGCUGAUUGCAUAGCUCCAUUUUCUAUGCUAACUGCUUUGGUACUUGUGACUGCUGGUGUUACAUUAUUGCUUCCUGACACAAAUAAGGCUUCUCUCCAAUAAGGAACUUAGCAGUGAAAAUGAUCCAUCAAUGGAGAUGAGCUCGAGUUUGAACUGUGUGUUCAUUGGUUGAUCAACUUAGUAGCAGUACCAGAAAAGUGAUCAGUGAGUUAAGAAAGUAAAAAUGAAAUUGACUCUAAUAUUUUGUCUCCAGUAUUUUAUAUGUGAAAAGAUAAUAUGAAAGACCAAUACUGAAAAUGUGUUAACAAAGGGCAAACAGAGCUUCAAAUCACAUA
Schistocerca nitens (vagrant locust) is the source of this 1823-nucleotide messenger RNA. RefSeq names its product synaptic vesicle glycoprotein 2B-like. The record is from RefSeq and is a predicted model, not a curated record. Bases 1 to 1590 code for a protein of 529 amino acids. The transcript has 12 exons. Lineage: Eukaryota; Metazoa; Arthropoda; Insecta; Orthoptera; Acrididae. Gene Ontology annotation, biological process: transmembrane transport. Gene Ontology annotation, molecular function: transmembrane transporter activity.